Molecule: messenger RNA, 1494 nt
Organism: Penicillium digitatum Pd1
Lineage: Eukaryota; Fungi; Ascomycota; Eurotiomycetes; Eurotiales; Aspergillaceae
Product: sulfatase family protein
Molecular function (GO): arylsulfatase activity
Source: RefSeq, a predicted model, not a curated record
AUGUCAGGAAGAAAGAAUGUGCUGUUGAUGAUCGCCGAUGAUCUUGGCAAGCAACUUGGUUGUUACGGCGCAUCAACCAUCAAGACACCCCAUAUCGACAGUCUAGCUGCAGAGGGUACCAAGUUUGACUAUGCCUUUGCAAGCACCGCCUCCUGCAGCGGCAGCCGCUCCGUGAUCUACACCGGCCUGCAUACUCACCAGAACGGCCAGUACGGACUUGCCAGUCACCGCCAUCAUUUUGUCACGUUCGAUCAUGUGGAAACUGCACCACAGCUAUUGAAUCAAAGCGGAUAUCGAACUGGGAUCCUCGGAAAGAUUCAUGUCGGACCGGCGCCAGUCUAUCCCUGGGAGGUCUCCAAGGAGAGUGUAACGAGGGAUGUCGCUGUGAUCGCCGAUCAAGCCAAUGACUUCUUUCAAGAGUCUCUGGUCGAUGAAAGACCUUUUUUCUUGACGAUUGGUUUCCAUGAUCCCCAUCGCGAUCGCACACGGGGUGGAUUUGGCAACGAUGAAGAAUACGACCCUCGCAUCAAGAAAGGCUCCUACACUACUGAUAAUGUCGAGAUUCCACCCUUUAUCAACGACUCUCCCGGUGCCCGGUUCGAGUUGGCUGAAUACUAUAAUUCGAUCCACCGCCUGGACCAGGGCAUCGGGUUUGUUCUGAAUGCCCUCGAAAAGGCUGGCUUGGCUGAAUCAACCCUCGUCAUCUUUAUCAGCGACAACGGCCCACCUUUUAUCAACUCGAAAACAACUCUUUUCGAUGCUGGAGUGCGAUUGCCUCUUAUCAUCAAACAUCCAAAAGUCCAGCCCGCGGCCAAUUCGGACAUGGUCUCCUACGUCGACAUCCUCCCCACCCUGCUGGAUUAUGUCGGGCAUCCAGGUGCCGUGGACCCAGCGAAGAAGCGCCUUGGACGCUCGUUGCUUCCUAUCCUUGGAACCGGCGCUAAGACAUCAGAGUGGAACCAAGUAUUCGGCUCGCAUACUUUCCACGAGGUCACGAACUACUGGCCGACGAGAUUCAUUCGGGAUCGACGAUACAAAUACCAUCGAAACCUCGCAUGGCGCUUAGACUUCCCAUUUGCCGCUGACAUCUACGGGUCUCUUUCUUGGGAAGAUAUUCGAAACUCACCAGAUAGCGAGAUUAAGAUUGGGGAAAGAAAACUCAAGGAUUUCUUCUUCCGCGCACCAGAAGAGCUGUAUGAUUUGCAGAACGAUCCAAAUGAGGUUAAUAAUCUUGUCAAAGACCCGGAACAUGCUGCUGUGCUCGAAGAUUUGAGAACCAAAUUGGAAACAUGGCAGCGUCGGACAGAGGACCCUUGGCUGUAUCGGGACGGGGUCUCGACGUGGUUUGUGAGAUACCAUUUCCCAGCUGGGUUGAAGAUCCCAGAUCGUUUGGACUUUGAUGCGGAGCAACCAGGCAAUCAGAACCAGAAGGCCUUCGUGGGCAAUGUGCCAUGGGGUGCUGAUGUUGAUCUAGUUAAGGACACAGUUGCUUAG